AUGGUGCUCACGAGGACGAUCCAGCCGCCCAGAGAGCCUCGGGACGCCAGCCUCCACCAUGUUCCCUGCGAUCUUGUCCUGUCCAUCGACGUCUCCGGAAGCAUGAACGCUCCAGCCCCUGCGCCCUCAAAACCGGGCGAGCCGGAUGAAGAAGACGCCGGUCUGUCCGUUCUGGAUCUUGUCAAGCACGCAGCGCGGACAAUCGUGGAGACGCUAGAUGAGAACGACCGCUUGGGGAUUGUAACCUUCGCCCUCCAUUCCAAGGUCGUCCAAGAGCUCACCCCCAUGACCAAUGUGAACAAGGCCACAACACUCGAGAAGAUCAAGGCCAUGAGGCCCGAGGACGUAACUAAUUUGUGGCAUGGUGUUCGUGAUGGCCUCGGCUUGUUCGAGCCCGGUUCAAGCAGCCGAGCCCCCGCCCUGCUAGUCAUGACCGACGGGCUCCCGAAUACGUGCAUUCCAGGCAAGGGAUACGUACCCAGCUUACAACCGAUGAUGCCUCUGCCUGCUACUAUUCACACCUUUGGGUUCGGCUACAGUCUCAAGUCGGGCCUGCUCAAGUCGAUUGCAGAAAUCGGGGGUGGGAAUUACUCGUUUAUUCCUGAUGCCGGGAUGCUCGGAACCGUGUUCAUUCACGCGGUCGCGAACCUUCAGUCCACGUUCGCCACCAACGCCAAACUGCGCCUGACAUAUCCCAGCUACCUAAAGCUGGAGGAGACCACGGGGAAAAGUGUGGUUCAACAAGAGCCUGUGUAUAUUCAAGGCGACGUCCCCGAGCCCCUGAUGUCUCUUACGAUCCCCCUCGGCAACCUUCAAUACGGCCAGUCUCGCGACAUCUACCUCCGCUACGGUGACCUCCUUCCGGCGAUCCAAGCUGCAGCCGCCGCGGGAGGCACUGUUAAUCCGUCUCCUCUGGUAACGGCCAUUCUCGAGCAUCAGGAGUUCACCCCAACAACACACCAAACCGUAGCCCACCAGAACCUCUUCACCUUUCCCCCGCAGCCCGCCCUUGACCCGGCCGAAAUCGCCUAUCACAUUUCCCGGUCCGCCAUCAUCGCCUUCCUCUCCACCUUCUUCCCCCUCAACGCCGAGCUAGAGCACAAAACCCCCCAGAGCGUACCACCCAAUACCUCCAAACGCUUUCGGUCCCUUCUUGCCGACCUUCCUGCUUCCCGGCCGGAAUUUGCUUCCCAUGCCGGAUGCCGCUCCCUCAUGGAGGACCUUCGUGGCCCUCUCCCCGCUGACAUGAGUGAAGACGACGAAGAAUCCGGGUCCAGCGGUGCCAAUACGGACCCCUCAACCUGGUCAGCCCAAAUUCCCCUCGCCCUCCUCGGCCGCGCGGAAUCCUAUGGCGCCUCUCGCUCCUCCAAAUCCCACUUCAAGCGUUGGGGUGCACACUUCCUCCCCGCGCUUGCCGGCGCCCACGCCCGACAGAUCUGCCACUCCUUCAAGGACCCUGGCCCCCUUCAGUACGGCGUGGACAGCCCGUUGUUCAAGAAGUGCAGGGAUCGCCUAGAUGAGGUGUUUGAUACCCUACCGCCGCCGGAAGGGAGCCUGGUGCCGAGACUGGUUCAGAACCCGCCCAGUUAUUCUCCGCCGGCUGGCUACGGGAACGGGGGCGUGAAUUAUAAUGGGAAUGGCCACUCGAUAAUGUCGAUGAGAAGCUAUAAUGAUUCCGCCAGGGGGUGUUUUGCGGGCUGCAUGGGCGUGUUAUUGGCGGACGCAAAGGUCAUUAGAGUGGGGAAGCUCAGAAAAGGGAUGGAGGUGAUCACGCCCCGCGGACCGAGAAAGGUGCAGGCCCUGUUGAGGAUUCCGGUACAGGACAUCGGCAUGUGUCUUGUCCCCGGCCGUAGCGGACCCGAUGUCAACAAAGGAGCCCAGGGACGGAACACCGCGCUGCUGGUCACCCCAUGGCACCCUGUUACGACUAACUCUGAGGGGCCGUGGGUGUUCCCCAAGGAUAUCGCCGUGCGGUCGGUCCGGUACACAGGUGCGGUGUACUCCGUUCUGCUGGAGCGGGACGAGGAUCCAGACGCGCAUGCUAUCUUUGUCGGCGGGGUCUGGGGUGUGGCGAUGGGCCAUGGACUCACUCAGCCCGGUACUAGCCAGGAUGGUGUGCGGGCACACCAGUUCUAUGGUGACUAUGACAAGGUUAGCAGGGCGUUGGCGAGACUGCCGAUGAGAUCGGGCGGCGUGAUGAUGGGCGACUUCCGCAAGCAGUGGCAGCGGCGUGUGCGGUGCCACUUCGACCAGCCCGGCAAGAAGGCCAGCCGCCGUGAGGCGCGCCGCUCGAAGGCCGUUGCGGUCGCUCCCCGCCCGGUCGACAAGCUCCGCCCUGUCGUCCGUUGCCCCACCAUCAAGUACAACCGCCGGACACGCCUCGGCCGUGGUUUCACCCUGUCUGAGCUUAAGGCUGCUGGCAUCCCCAAGCUGUAUGCCCGCACCAUCGGUAUCUCCGUCGAUGCCCGCCGCCAGAACCUCUCGGAGGAGGCCUUCGCGGCCAACGUUGAGCGCCUGAAGGAGUACAAGAACCGCCUCAUCGUCUUCCCCCGCAAGUCCAACAAGCCCAAGAAGGCCGAUACCCCCAAGGACCAGCAGACCGCCGAGACCACACAGCAGAUCCGCGCCUCGUUCGCCAUCUCGCAGCCCGUGGCCGCCGGCCUCUCCGAGAUCUCCAAGAGCGACCUGCCCAGCAACGUCGAGGGCGGUGCCUACAAGGCUCUGCGGAAGGCGAGGUCGGACGCCCGCCUGGUGGGUGUCCGGGAGAAGCGUGCGCGGGAGAAGGCCGAGGCCGAGAACGCCAAGAAAUAG
Dichotomopilus funicola is the source of this 2811-nucleotide messenger RNA. RefSeq names its product ribosomal protein L13e-domain-containing protein. Gene Ontology annotation, biological process: translation. Lineage: Eukaryota; Fungi; Ascomycota; Sordariomycetes; Sordariales; Chaetomiaceae. Gene Ontology annotation, molecular function: structural constituent of ribosome; RNA binding. Gene Ontology annotation, cellular component: ribosome; cytosolic large ribosomal subunit. The transcript is spliced from 8 exons. The record is from RefSeq and is a predicted model, not a curated record. The coding region runs from base 1 to 2811 and encodes 936 amino acids.